UGCAAAGCAGAGCAGCAGGGGUUGGGGGGGGCGUCUGUUUUCUGGUCCGAUCAAGGGCCCUGAGUGGAUCCAUCUGGGCGAAGACUAGGGUCCUCCGGCGGUCCAAAGGCUCUCUCUCUCUCUCUCUCUCUCUGUGUCUGCUCCUGCGAGUUGAUGGCAAGGGGGCCCCUGGCCAUCAGGAGGUGCCCACCCACCGCUGCCUGGAGCGGCUCCCCCCCCACGGAACAGCUGCAGGUGCUAUGGGGAAACUUCUGGCCCUUGCGGGCGCAGGUGCGUGUGUGCGUGCUGAGAGGCUAAUGGCCUCCUCCUCCCCCUGCUUCCGGGGGGGGGCGAGCCUUUACCUAGAAUUGCUGGGAACGCAGGACGUGCCCUCAGAUAAGCAAGAACCGGCCGGUCAGUCACUUCAGCCGGGUCGGUCAGUGACUCCACACUUUGCCUGGCAAACCCCACCGAGCGAGGGGGCCUCGGUGCCACCUGGAGGGCGAGGACUCUCUGCGGGUGCCCAGCUGCACGGUCAGGGCAAUGGGCAGGGAGCCCCCGAGCCUCCUCCUUCUGCGGCUGCUGCUGCUCCUCCUGCUGUUGGGGCUCUCCGCCCUCCUCUCUCCGCUCGGCAGCCCGGCCUGGUCCUGCCCAGCUCUGUGCCAGUGCUUUGGGAACACCACCGCCUUCUGCUCCGAGGAAUGCCCGUCGGAGCUGCCAUACGGGAUCGUCCCCAACGCCAGCCGGCUGCUUUUUGAGGAGACGCCGGGGGGCUCCAUCCUGAGCAGGGCAUUCGCCAACCUCACUGGGCUCCGCAAGCUCGCCUUCUAUUGCACCGCCCUCCGGUCUUUGGGCAAGGCCGCGUUCGAGGGGCUGCCGGAGCUGAGAGAGCUGGACAUCUCCGUCAGCCAGCUGACCGCCCUGACCAGCGACCACUUGGUGGGCUUGGGCCACCUUAGCAAGCUGUCCGUCCAGUUCAGCCUCCUCGAGAGCCUGGAGGCGGGACUCUUCCAGCAGACGGCAGGCCUCCGAGCCCUCCACCUGGAAGGGAACAAGCUCUGCUCUCUGCCCGCCGCCCUUUUCCACCCCGUGGGGCAGCUGGAGUCUCUCUCUCUGUCCGGGAACUGCCUGGCCGAGCUGCCGGGGAGGGUCUUUGAGGCCCUGACUCUCCUGCGGGCGCUGAAGCUGAGCGACAACCACCUUGCGUCCCUCUCGCCGGGCGUCUUCCACUCCCUGAGCAGCCUCCGGGAGCUCUUCCUGGAGGGGAACGCCCUGGCCGAGCUGCCGGAGGGCCUGCUCUCUCCGCUGCCCCACCUGCGGCGUCUCCACCUGCAGCACAACCUCCUGGAGCGCCUGCCUCCUGCGCUCUUCUCCUCCCUCUCCUGCCUGGUCUUCUUGCAGCUGGACCACAACCACUUAGCGGAGCUGCCCGGGAGCCUCUUCCGGGGGACCCCGGGCCUCGUGGAGCUCUCCCUGGCUCACAACCGGCUGGAGAGCCUCCCCGAGGGGCUGCUGGGUGACCUGCCCAAGCUCUCCCUCCUGGUCCUGUCGCACAACCGGCUGAGCCACUUGCCCGCCGGGGCCUUCGCUGGCUCGCCUGCCCUCCGCAGGCUCUGGCUGAGCCACAACAACCUCAGCGCUCUGCCUCGGGAGGCGUUCGCCAACCUCACCCGCCUGGAGUUCUUAGACCUUGCCCACAACCAGCUGGCGGCUCUGCCGGACGGCCUCUUCGACACCAACGAGGCCCUCUUCUUGGUGGCUCUGAAAGGCAACCCCUGGGCCUGUGACUGCCACCUGGGUUACCUGGCCCAGUGGCUGCAGGGCUCCGACCCCCUCGCCAAUGCCCAAGCGUUGUGCAGGAGCCCGGCUCACCUGCGGGGCCUGAGCCUGCCAGGCGUGGAGCAGGAGCAGCUGGUUUGCCCCCGGCGCCCGCCUGGGUCGGCCCGCUGCCGGGCGGAGGGCCAGCAGGGUCCUGCUGGGGGGGAGCAGGGCGCCUCCUCCUCCUCCUCUCGGUGUGUUUACCAGGACCCCGCGGGAGGCCUCCGCCUCGCCUGCGACCGCCAGGCCUGCCACCAGCUCAGCCUGGGCCUUCCCCAAAGGGAGGGCACGCCGGGGGAAGGGCAGCAUCUCCACGGGAACUGGAGCCUGGGCUCCGACUGCGGGCCGCUGAGGGUCCAGGUCACGGUUGCGAUCGAGAAGGAGACUCUCCCGGCGGGAGGAGGAGGAGGAGGAGGAGAGGGCCCUCCCGGGCCAGCAGAGGAGGCGUCCCCCUGAGAGGGACCUUCGCGCAGGGGCCCCAGCGGAGCCAGGGGGGCGGGAGGGGCUCCGGAGGGCUGAGAGGCAGUUCCCCUGACAUGGUCCCUGAGGGGGGGGGGCGGGCACGGCCUCGCUGCCGCAGCUCCUCGGAAGGGAAACUGCCUUGCGGGCUUUUGCGCGCCACAAAUUGGCCAAGUGAGG
Pogona vitticeps (central bearded dragon) is the source of this 2436-nucleotide messenger RNA. The record is from RefSeq and is a predicted model, not a curated record. NCBI's taxonomy places the organism in Eukaryota, Metazoa, Chordata, Lepidosauria, Squamata, Agamidae.